This is a messenger RNA of Hippocampus comes (tiger tail seahorse), 1044 nucleotides long. RefSeq lists its product as uncharacterized. The coding region runs from base 8 to 751 and encodes 247 amino acids. The transcript is spliced from 8 exons. The record is from RefSeq and is a predicted model, not a curated record. NCBI's taxonomy places the organism in Eukaryota, Metazoa, Chordata, Actinopteri, Syngnathiformes, Syngnathidae.
CCCCACCAUGGAAGAAUCGACAACACCAAUGCCGUCUCAUCAGAAUCGGACUUUGGGAAAUCAAUCUGAGGUGCUGUCAACAGCAACGAGACCAACACCUGGGAUACAAGGAGAAACCAAGACGCCGAGCGACAAAGUCCAUGAUCCCAUCGAGCAGAAGCCCACAACACCAGCCGAGGACUUCACUUUAGUUUCCACAAUUGCGCCGAGUGUCACAACACAGGCGGCAUCCCAUGACGGGGGAUCCUAUGCUUCCUGGGGUUACGUCCUCAUGGUGCUGCUGCUACUGGUGAUCAUCAUCCUUCUCAUCAUCCUCUACCUGCUGAGGAGGGCGUCCCGGACGUACUCGUUUGACCUACGGCACGGGGCUGCCGGCAAUCAUGGGAAGGCGCCUGCAGGCAAUUUUGAGGUCCUCUACUCUGAUGACCAAGGCCGACAGACCCCCUGUGACAAUUUCAUGUCUCCGGUGGCCAACGGCACGGAUGCACAAUCAGAGGAGCACGAGCUGCAAGAAGAGAUGCACGUAAACCACUCUCAGGCUUCCCAUAGUGGAGACUCCGACGUGGCAAUCCCGGACCACUCACCCAAAAAGUCUGAACCGUGGGACGCCGCUGAGGAGGAGCCUAACCAACACGACAUCACCCCACCUGUUUCUAGUGGUUUGUUAGAUGAAAAGGACUUCAAUGAGCCAUUGCAGUUCAACCUACACAUCGCUUCCUCGUCCUCGACCUCUUCUUCCAAUUUUGACUGAUGAGCUCGAAAGAGGCUUUUCUUUCGCCUAUCUGUAACAACAACCUAUAGUGACAGGCAGAGCAAUCAAAUGUUUUUCCAUAGAUGCCAGGAUGUAUAAUUAACCUGGGUAUCGACCUUUUGCCUUUCAGACAACAGAAUAAUAGCAAUGAAACAGGCCAUGAAUUCACACUGAGUAAAUACAUUUCGCAGUAAAUUGAGAGGACAGAUAUAUUAUAUCAGAAUGUGAUUAUUGUAACAUUUUUGUUCAUUGUGGUGCCUUGCGAUUUGGCUCAAUAAAUGUUGGGAAACACU